This is a messenger RNA of Juglans microcarpa x Juglans regia, 1865 nucleotides long. RefSeq names its product probable serine/threonine-protein phosphatase 2A regulatory subunit B'' subunit TON2. Lineage: Eukaryota; Viridiplantae; Streptophyta; Magnoliopsida; Fagales; Juglandaceae. Gene Ontology annotation, biological process: microtubule cytoskeleton organization; regulation of dephosphorylation; cortical cytoskeleton organization. Gene Ontology annotation, molecular function: calcium ion binding. The record is from RefSeq and is a predicted model, not a curated record. The transcript is spliced from 12 exons. Gene Ontology annotation, cellular component: centrosome; spindle. Bases 265 to 1695 code for a protein of 476 amino acids.
ACGCGUGGGAAGAAUCGAAUCUAAAACGCGGAAACGGAAAAAGGUAACCGUGGCCAUCCGUAGCACCUUGGCGAGGAGUCGAAAUCAGACAAAAGUUUGCUCUUCUCCCCUGCGUGGGGGCUCACAGAUCGGAGGGCUCCAAGAACUGGGGCUUUUCUAAGUAAUGCACGCGGUUCUAGUGCUGUAAUAAUCGUAGAUUUGCUCUCAAAGUGAACGCAGAGCUGGUCCCAGUCGAGUCGGGAACUCAAAGUGGGUGACUCAGCCAUGUACAGUGGGUCCAGUGAUGGCGAGAGCCACGAGGCCGUGCAGAGGAGGAUCCCGCCGGCUGCUUCAAUGCCUUGGGUCCGAAACCUUCGCCGGUUCAUCGGAUCCGGUGACGGACUCGGAUCAGAAGCCUUGAUGGAGCUUGAAACGAAGAGAAUCUUGCUUGAUAUAUUUAAAGAGAAGCAACAAAAAAGUGCUGAAGCUGGCACAAUCCCAAGUUUCUAUAAGAAGAAACCUGAAGAAGGAUCCAUUAGCCACAGGGUUCAGAGGCUGGCAAAGUAUCGAUUUUUAAAGAAGCAAUCUGAUCUAUUGCUUAAUGCUGAUGAUCUAGAUGCAAUGUGGUUUUGUCUAAGAGAAAAUUGUGUAAUUGAUGAUGCUACUGGUGCGGAGAAGAUGAAUUAUGAAGAUUUUUGCCACAUUGCCUCUGUAUGUACAGAGCAAAUAGGGCCCAAAUGCCGACGCUUUUUUAGCCCUUCAAAUUUCAUGAAAUUUGAGAAAGAUGAGUCGGGAAGAAUUGCCAUUCUGCCAUUUUACCUUUAUGUGAUGCGCACGGUAUCGCUUACACAGGCCCGAAUCGAUAUGAGUGAACUUGAUGAGGAUUCUGAUGGUUUUCUACAAGCUCAUGAAAUGGAAGCCUAUAUACGAGGCCUUAUUCCUAAUUUGGCACAAUUACGGGACAUGCCUGCUGCCUUUGUUCAAAUGUAUUGCCGCAUAGCAGCACACAAAUUUUUCUUCUUUUGCGAUCCUCAUAGACGAGGCAAAGCCUGCAUUAAAAAAGUGCUGCUAAGUAACUGUCUCCAGGAACUAAUGGAACUGCACCAGGAAAGCGAGGAAGAAGUUACUGACACUGAGCAAGCUGAAAACUGGUUCUCCUUGACAUCUGCUCAACGCAUAUGUGACAUGUUUCUUGCCCUUGAUAAAGAUAUGAAUGGAACAUUGAGCAAGCAGGAGCUUCGAGAGUAUGCAGAUGGGACACUGACUGAAAUUUUCAUUGAAAGGGUAUUUGAUGAGCAUGUUCGCCGUGGAAAAAGUGGUGGAGGAAAUGCUAGGGAGAUGGAUUUUGAAAGCUUCCUGGACUUUGUACUGGCCCUAGAAAACAAAGACACUCCAGAAGGUUUAACUUAUUUGUUUCGGUGUCUUGAUCUUAAUGGAAGGGGUUUCCUUACUACAGCCGAUAUUCACUCUCUAUUCAGGGAUGUACACCAGAAAUGGAUCGAUGGCGGGAACUAUGAAUUGUGCAUCGAGGAUGUAAGGGAUGAAAUUUGGGAUAUGGUAAAACCAGCAGACUCGCUGAGGAUUACACUGGCGGAUCUACUCAAUUGCAAACAGGGUGGGACUGUAGCCAGCAUGGUUAUCGAUGUUCGUGGUUUCUGGGCACAUGACAACAGAGAAAAUCUUCUCCAAGAAGAGGAAGAGCCAGAAGAAGAAUGACAUGUAAACUGCCCCUGCACUAACAUAAAACUGGUGUCUGAAUCCGACUGUAAUAUUAAUAUCGUUAUAACUAUGAUGCGUUUCUGCUCUUCUUUCUAAUUGUAGAUUUUUCUAUGUACGUUAAUGUUUUUCUUUUUAAGCAACUGAAUAUAUUAAUGUGGUUUUCAUUA